AUGUAUCGAUGCCGCUCCGCGCACAAACUUCUCGAGCUUGACGCGGCGUUCCACCUCUUCGCGCCGCCCUGCCGCACCGUCGUGGACCUCGCGGCGGCGCCCGGCGGGUUUGCGGAGGUGGCGCUGCAGCAAAUGGCCCGUGCGGCCGCCGGCUCCGCGGCGGGCCUGCGCCCCGUGGUGGUUGCCUUCGACCAGCGCCCGAUGGAGCCCAUGCAGGGGCUGCUGCCCGUCCUGUGCGACAUCAACGACCACGCACGUGUCAUGGCGCACACGUCCAGUCUCUUACGGCGGCUGCAGGCCGCAGACGGCGGCCCAAGGAGAGACGUGCACGCCGUUCUGCAUGACGGGGUCUCGGUUGUGAAGGCACAGUCAUCGUUUUCCGUGACGUAUGGCCAAAAUCAAAUGGCGCUCGGGGCGCUGCGACUAGCCUGCUCCUUUUUUGCCUUGCCUGCGCACACCACACCGGCACGGCCCCUCGCACGCAAGGGCGACAAGGCCCGUUGA
Messenger RNA from Trypanosoma conorhini, 504 nucleotides. RefSeq names its product putative FtsJ cell division protein. Gene Ontology annotation, cellular component: nucleolus; preribosome, large subunit precursor. Gene Ontology annotation, biological process: rRNA methylation; maturation of 5.8S rRNA from tricistronic rRNA transcript (SSU-rRNA, 5.8S rRNA, LSU-rRNA); maturation of LSU-rRNA from tricistronic rRNA transcript (SSU-rRNA, 5.8S rRNA, LSU-rRNA). The coding region runs from base 1 to 504 and encodes 167 amino acids. The transcript has a single exon. Lineage: Eukaryota; Euglenozoa; Kinetoplastea; Trypanosomatida; Trypanosomatidae. The record is from RefSeq and is a predicted model, not a curated record. Gene Ontology annotation, molecular function: rRNA (uridine-2'-O-ribose)-methyltransferase activity; rRNA (guanine) methyltransferase activity.